Molecule: messenger RNA, 1297 nt
Organism: Scutellospora calospora
Lineage: Eukaryota; Fungi; Glomeromycota; Glomeromycetes; Diversisporales; Gigasporaceae
Source: the annotation of a GenBank genome assembly
AUGGAGGAAGCCUCAACAACCAGUAAUUCGAAUGUUUCGAACGCUCCUCGUAUUGUAGUCGGCCUUAGUCGCUGCCAGGAAGAACCCAAUGUAACUUUGGUUACUGCUGAAGCACGUGAAUUAGGCUAUGACUUUAUCUUUAUUCCUAUUACUUAUCCCGGUUAUAGACGCUUCUUAUUUGAGCAACUAGUAGAUAGUGUUGAUAUCAACGAAAUGAAAAUUGUGGAAGAAUGGAGGAAAGGUUAUCCAUUUAGCAGAGAAGAUUUGGUGGUGAAAAAUGCAGAUGUAUCUGAUUUUGUGGUAGGCAAAGUUUCGGAUUGGAUUAAUUUAGAUUCUCCGGAACAUAGUAUAAGAAUAAAUUCAGAACUGAUUCUGCGACAACAAUUAACCUGGAUCGGACAUAUAGGCAUUUCUGCUGCGUUGAUACCAUUUCCUUCUGAUUCCUUAAUGAAUUAUGCAAGAUGCGUUAAUUCUAUUUUUGGAACAGUAUCCUACAUCAAUAUAUGGAUUAAAAUUCCUUUGAUCCUUGAAGAUGAGAUAUUAAAGUCGAAAGAAACUUUAACAUGGGAACGAUGGAACAAAUUUAGAACUCUAUGUGAAAACCACGUCAGGUUAUCUAUAGCUUUAGAAGUAACUAGGGACCUUCCGGAAGAUAAUAUACUUGAUCGAUGGUUUGCUGAACCAAUAAAAGCUGUCAUAUUACCCACGAAAAUUUUUUUGACCAAUGCUAAAGGGUUUCCAGUUUUAAGUAGAAGACAUCAAGUCUUCGUUCGUAGAUUUAUUAAAUACAAGCCUAAUUUUGUCAUUGACUGCGUGACGGAUGGUCCAGUUCAUGGAAGUGGCGGGCUUGCAGCAUAUCAGGAAUAUGUACAUUAUUUAAAUCGCACUAUGCCUGAGUUGACACAGGUUGAACAAUUUGCGUUAGGAUAUAAUGAUUUUUUGCAAUCUCCUUUACAGCCUCUGAUGGAUAAUUUAGAGUCAUCUACCUAUGAGGUUUUCGAAAGAGAUUCCAUGAAAUAUUCAUUAUACGAGAAGGCAAUACAUAAUGCCCUUUUAGAUCGCACUACUGGAUCAAAAGAAAUAAUAGUUAUUAUGGUGGUUGGUGCAGGCCGUGGGCCUUUGGUCACACGUAGCUUAAAGGCGGCCGAAAAAGCACAAAUACGUGUUAGAGUAUAUGCCAUUGAAAAAAAUCCUAGUGCUUUUGUCAUUUUACAGAAUAAGAAAGCAGAAGUAUGGGGAGAUAAAGUAACAAUCGUGUUUUCUGAUAUGCGAUUCUGGAAAGCACCAGAAAAGGCUA